This is a messenger RNA of Monopterus albus (swamp eel), 1731 nucleotides long. It is a transcript of the gene ccnh, whose product is annotated as cyclin H. Gene Ontology annotation, biological process: DNA-templated transcription; regulation of transcription by RNA polymerase II. Gene Ontology annotation, molecular function: cyclin-dependent protein serine/threonine kinase regulator activity. NCBI's taxonomy places the organism in Eukaryota, Metazoa, Chordata, Actinopteri, Synbranchiformes, Synbranchidae. The transcript has 10 exons. Gene Ontology annotation, cellular component: transcription factor TFIIK complex. Bases 219 to 1178 code for a protein of 319 amino acids. The record is from RefSeq and is a predicted model, not a curated record.
CAUAGGGCGACGUCUCUGACGUUAGGAGUGGCGACAGUUCUCAGUUUUAUUAUUUCCAUUAUUUUUUGUUUUUAGAGACUUACUUUGCCGUUUCAUGAUAAAUUAACAAAGCGCUUUUGUACUUUGCUACCUGCUGCCUAAUACCAUCUGUGUAGUGGAUGGACUAACUUAUAUUUGGACAAAGAGCCGUUUUGCAGGCAUUUUGUGCAGAAACAGCCAUGUUCCACAACAGCUCACAGAGAAAAUACUGGAUUUUUAAAAGUGAAGACGAAGUUGAGCAAAUGAGAUUCAAGGCUAAUCAGACAUUCCGUCACAAGAUAUUUGGAAGUGGGAAGCCUGGGUUGAGUGAGUCCAUAUUCUUGGAGCGCCAUGAGGAAGACGUUUUAUUUAGACACUAUGAGAGAAGGCUGCUCGACUUCUGCAACGCUUUUAAGCCAGUGAUGCCAAAGUCUGUUGUGAGUACAGCCAUCAUGUUCUUCAGAAGAUUCUACCUGAACAACUCCAUUAUGGAGUACCACCCUAGGAUUAUUAUGCUGACGUGUGCGUACCUGGCCUGUAAAGUGGAUGAGUUCAACGUGUCCAGCAGCCAGUUUGUGGGCAACCUUCAGCAUGAGACUCCAGCAGGACAGGAAAGAGUUCUCGAUCAAAUCCUGGAGUAUGAGCUGCUGUUAAUCCAACAGCUCAAUUUCCACCUGGUGGUCCACAGCCCCUACAGACCCCUGGAGGGCCUACUCAUCGACCUCAAGACAAGAUACCCUACGCUGGACAACCCAGAGUCACUGAGGAAGAGUGCUGAUGACUUUCUGACACAGGCAGCCAUGACUGAUGCAGGCCUGUUGUUUCCCCCCUCCCAGAUUGCUCUGACCGCUAUCCUGAACAGCGCUUCAAGAGCCAGUCUCAACAUGGAGAGCUACCUGACUGAAUGCUUGGGACUGAAAGAGGACAAAGAGGCUCUCUCAAAGAUGUACGACUCAAUGAGACGGAUGAAAACCCUUGUCAAGAAGUAUGAGGUUCCCAAACCAGAGGAGGUGAAUAUUUACAAACAAAAGUUGGAGAGGAUCCAUGCAGAGGUUGCCAGUUCAAGCAGCAAACGAAAGAGAGGAUAUGAAGAAGAUGGCCAUGUAGCAAAACAACCCCGUUUGGCAGAAGAGGACUGGACUGAUGAAGACCUGAUAUGAGCUCUAUGUGAAAGUUUUAUUAUACUACUUAAUUCCAAGACUGAAGUGUCAAGGGAAGUGGUCAAGCCUGCUAGUGUAAAUAUUUACUUUUCUACCUGACACUGCAGUCAGUAUUUUGUUUACAUUUGUUCUGGAGUUAGAAUAUAUAUUUUUUUACAUAUUCUCUUCACUAUUCUGUAGAUUAAAACCAGAAUGGUAAAAUAUUCCUUAAAGGUAACCCAUGAUAGUAUAUCAAUACGGUUCCACCUUUGUCAGGGGACAAUGAACAACUCCAUAAUCUACUUUACAAAAACUGUUUAAUAAGUGCAUGCACGUCUGAUACAGUCUGAACUAUUCCAAAAAAUGUACUGCUGUAAACACUUUCAUUUUACUUGGUUUCUCUGAUUAUGUCUCUCAUCUGGCACCGAGAAGUUUCAAAAAAAGACUUUACCAAAUCGUGAAAUAGCUGAUAGUCAGAGGGAAAAAAAAUUUCAGCUCAUCUCACUUAUAUACUCACGAUUCCAGCAAGAGAAUGUAUUCUUAAUAUAAAAUAACCAUACUUUUCUGAAAGACU